AUGCGUUUCUCUAUCGCUUCCGUCGCCAUCUUCCCUGCUGCCCUGGUGGCCGCCUUUGACGAGUACGCCGGUACCUUUCACUCCACCACCGGCUGCCAUGACACCACUCCCCACUUUGUCAAGGGCGCCGCCCACACCGACUGUACCAUCCUCAACGAGACGGCCAACUCCCUGAGUGCCUACGAGAACAGGCCCCGUGGAUAUUGCCACAUCUCCCUGUACAGCGACACGGCUUGCGUCGACGAACUUGAGCCUUAUGCCGAUCUCGUCGGCACUUGCCAGGACGUUGCUGGCAUCAAGUCAUUCAAGACUGACUGUUACAGGUAA
Messenger RNA from Geosmithia morbida, 327 nucleotides. RefSeq lists its product as uncharacterized. The transcript is spliced from 3 exons. The record is from RefSeq and is a predicted model, not a curated record. Lineage: Eukaryota; Fungi; Ascomycota; Sordariomycetes; Hypocreales; Bionectriaceae. Bases 1 to 327 code for a protein of 108 amino acids.